AUGUCCGAGAAGGGUGCGAAGAUCUUCAAAACCAAGUGCUCCGCGUGCCACACGCUCAAUGCCGGAGGCAAUUCGAAGCAGGGCCCGAACCUGCACGGCAUCUUCGGCAACCAGCCCGGGCAGGUCGGCGACUACUCCUACAGCGGCGCGUUUAAGGACAAGACCGGCGAGAUGGUUUGGGACGACGCGACCAUGCACGAGUGGCUCAAGGCGCCGAAGAAGUUCAUCAAGGGCACGAAGAUGAUCUUCGCGGGCAUCAAGAAGGAGAAGGAGCGCAACGACCUCGUCGACUACCUCAAGAGCGCGACGCAAUAG
Messenger RNA from Aureococcus anophagefferens, 315 nucleotides. RefSeq lists its product as hypothetical. Gene Ontology annotation, biological process: mitochondrial electron transport, ubiquinol to cytochrome c; mitochondrial electron transport, cytochrome c to oxygen. Lineage: Eukaryota; Pelagophyceae; Pelagomonadales; Pelagomonadaceae. Gene Ontology annotation, cellular component: mitochondrial intermembrane space. The record is from RefSeq and is a predicted model, not a curated record. Gene Ontology annotation, molecular function: electron transfer activity; heme binding. The transcript is spliced from 2 exons. The coding region runs from base 1 to 315 and encodes 104 amino acids.